Molecule: messenger RNA, 330 nt
Organism: Dibothriocephalus latus
Lineage: Eukaryota; Metazoa; Platyhelminthes; Cestoda; Diphyllobothriidea; Diphyllobothriidae
Source: the annotation of a GenBank genome assembly
AUGGCUCGCAGUCUCCAGUCUAUUAACAAGUGGGACAGUUCAGCCGGCGAUUUCAAUGCGGUUCACCCUCAAGCGGGCGCCAGUUCAUCAGCCUCAGCAACAAGUUCCAAUUCGAGGACGCCAGCACCCCCUGUUGCUUCCGGUGAUUUGACGUCUAAGUAUGGGUUUUAUCUCUACCGCGUCAAGGGCCUGAAGUACGAUGAUCUGCCUACAAUUACCCUGUCUGAAAUACUCGAUGAAAAGAACGGAGACCUGGUCGAAUCAGCCCAGUUUAACUACAUGUUUGAUCUGGAUUGGCUUCUGCAGCAGUACCCGCCCAAAUUCAGGUAA